Molecule: messenger RNA, 534 nt
Organism: Seminavis robusta
Lineage: Eukaryota; Bacillariophyta; Bacillariophyceae; Naviculales; Naviculaceae
Source: the annotation of a GenBank genome assembly
AUGAUGCGAUGUCUUCUUGCGCUUUCUUCUCUGUUGGCCCUGGCUUACAGUUUUGAUAUUGGUGUCAAGGUGACGGGUGGCCCCUCCAAGCAACCAGCCACACGAUGCUACAACUACGAAGAAAUUGAACGGGGAGAUGUUGUGGUCAUUCAUUUCAAUGUCAGCUAUCAUGAAACUUCGCCCUCUGGAAAUCCAGGAGAUUUCAUCACCUCAAGCUCAGAACACACAGCGAAUGGCGGCCCUUUUGCUGUUCCGGUUGGAGAUGUCAAUCACAAAGAUGGAUGGGAUUUGGCUUUGUUGGGUUACUGCGAAGGCGACUUUCUGACGUUGACGGUACCUCCCAAAUAUAUUCACGGGGAAAUCUUUGAAGGGAAGAAUGUACCAGGCGAUGCGAUACUAGAAAUUGACGUUCACGUGGAAGAUAUCCUUGUGGAUGACGGGGAAGGAGAGGAGGAAGAGUGGGACUACAUGUACGGUGAAGAAGAUUCUGACGAAGAUGAGGACUAUGAUGAAGACAUGGAAGAGGAACUGUAG